UAGACCACAGAUUUAGACGAUCCGGCGAUCAGACCAAACUGUCCGAGUGAUGAUAUCGUCGAUCAGACCAAACUGUCCGAGUGAUGAUAUCAUCGAUCGGCACAGGGCCGGUGGAGCACGCAGUACACCCGGUGUGUUAGCCUGGACGGAGAGGGGAUGAAUCUUACAACUCAGAGAUAACUUUAAAAGAGACAAGAUGACGGACUACGCCGAGGAACAGAGGAACGAGCUGGAGGCGAUAGAGGCCAUCUAUCCAGACUCAUAUACAGUUCUUUCAGAUAAUCCCACCAGCUUCACCAUCACUGUGACGUCAGACGCAGGAGAAAACGGAGAGAUCGUGGAAACAACGUUAAAAUUCACGUACGUAGAGAGCUAUCCAGACGAGGCUCCGCUGUGGGAGAUUUACUCUCAGGAGAACCUGGAAGACGGGGAUGUGGAGGAGAUCCUCACCUUACUGCAGCAGCAGGCGGAGGAGAACCUGGGCAUGGUGAUGAUCUUCACGCUGGUCACGGCCGUCCAGGAGAAACUCAACGAGAUCGUGGACGCCAUGAAAAACAGACGAGAAGAAGAGAAGCAACGGAAAGAGAGAGAGGCGGAGGAGGCAGAGAAGGUAGCGUUUCAGGGCACCGUGGUCACCAUCGAGAACUUCCUGGCGUGGAAAGCAAAGUUUGAGGUGGAGGUUGCAGAGGUGAGGAGGAAACGACAGAAAGAGGAAGAGCAGGCGGGGAAGACCAAACUGACCGGUAAACAGCUGUUUGAGACGGAUCACAACCUGGACACAUCAGACAUCCAGUUCCUCGAAGACGGUGGAAACAAUGUGGAAGUGGACGAGUCUCUGUUCCAGGAGAUCGAGGACUUGGACCUGGAUGAGGACGACCCAGACUUUGACCCUUUAGAGAUGGGCAGCGAUGAGGACUAAACCUGGAUCAGAACUUUGGAUUGACAGGGACCGUACAGGAAUCUGAAUCAUUACGAUAAUUCCGCGGCUGCUUUUAUUUUGAAAAGACUCUGACAGCUGCUGGAGAGAGAAUCUGCAGAAACACACACAAACAAACACACACACACACACACACACACACACACACACACACACACACACACACACACACACACACAAACACACAAACACACAGUUCAUUUGUUCCCCUCCAGAAUAAAAUGUACCUGCUCCAUGUCUGACCUGGCUCUGCUCUAUGUGACCAGCAGGGGGCAGUGUCACCACAGAGGCAUUCAGAUAAUAAGAUCCCAAUAAACAGGUGUGUCUCUGAUGAAUCUAAAGUGAACUUACUGCAUUCAGACUCUUUCUAUGAACACCAGGAAGAUUUCAGAAAAAUGUAAAAUGUAGAAUCUCUAAAUGUGGAAAUAAAACUUUUUUUAACAGGA
Molecule: messenger RNA, 1383 nt
Organism: Notolabrus celidotus (New Zealand spotty)
Lineage: Eukaryota; Metazoa; Chordata; Actinopteri; Labriformes; Labridae
Gene: rwdd1
Product: RWD domain containing 1
Exons: 7
Coding region: 197-919 (240 amino acids)
Biological process (GO): cytoplasmic translation
Molecular function (GO): protein binding
Source: RefSeq, a predicted model, not a curated record